GUCGAUGCCCGACGAAUGCUCAUCACACCGCUUCUCAGACGCAUAGCGACACGUCAGACAGCAGCAGCAGUACCGGGAACACAUCUCCAAGCGCUUCGUUUCCGAACUACAACAAGGACCGACAUCAGGAUCAGGUGUACCAGUAAUUGUGUUGUUCCUACCAAUCCUAGACGAGCAACGGCUGCGCCUAAUUCAGGAUCAAUGAUGACGACGCCGCAUUCAACCAUCAUCGAGCAGGUUGGCGAGCGGUUUGUGAAGGCGCGUGAUGCGGGUGACUUGUUGUUCUUCCCGUCGACUGUACAUGUACAUGAGGAAGCUGGUGUGCAGUUUCAAAUCCGCUUGUGUCCUGCCCUACAAAGCAAGCCGACAUUACCCACGCCGCAUUUUGAUUCUGAUGCAGAGGCACAGCAACACGGUGUACAUCGAGUUGACAAGCAGACUGGCAAGCCUGACCCUUUUGCGCCGCCUUACAUUCCCAAUUUGCUGAUUGGCGAGCUGCGCGAUGAGGAAGAGGGGGAGGAGUUUACUGUUUUAUUGAACAAGUAUUCGGUUGUACCGAAUCAUUUCCUCUUAGUGACGAAAGAGUACAAGUCCCAGGCCGGUCCACUCUACCCUGCUGAACUCGUCCAAACGUACCUGCUUCUCGACGCUGCACAGCGAGUAGGAAAGGGCUUCUUCGCAUUCUAUAACUGCGGAGAUGUUAGUGGUGCAAGUCAGCCGCAUAAGCACAUUCAGUUCCUACCCGUAGACGAUGACGGACCUCCGAUCGAGAGGCUAGCCAGGACAGUGGAGUUACAAUCUGAUACGAAACCAUUCACGCUAAACUCCCUCCCCUUUGCAACUCACGUUCGUCGACUUCCCUCACUCUCUUCCAGAACACCGCGCCCCCAACUCGAGGAAGCACUAGAAACAGCCUUCGUAACGCUUCUCGACCUCGCGAUAUCAACCAUCCGACACGAUCCCACGCACCCCGCUGGAUCACCGUCUUACAACGUGAUACUCACGCGCUCGCAUAUGUAUAUCGUACCCCGACGGAGAGAAGAACACGUGCUUCGCGAGACGGGUGAUAACUUAAGUGUAAAUGCACUUGGCUUCGCCGGGUUGUUGCUUGUGAAGAGCGAGAGAGAACUGGAAGCUGUGAAAAGGGAGAGUGUGGUUGGGAUUUUGAGAGAUGUGGGACUUGAGAGCGUGCAUGAGGAGCAGAUCGUUGGUGCACACGAUACGGAUUUGUUAUUAUAAAAUGAUAGAAGCAAGAAGCCUGUAAUUUAGACUAUCUGACACGCCAAC
This is a messenger RNA of Fomitiporia mediterranea MF3/22, 1287 nucleotides long. RefSeq lists its product as uncharacterized. The coding region runs from base 205 to 1239 and encodes 344 amino acids. NCBI's taxonomy places the organism in Eukaryota, Fungi, Basidiomycota, Agaricomycetes, Hymenochaetales, Hymenochaetaceae. Gene Ontology annotation, biological process: nucleotide metabolic process. The transcript is spliced from 7 exons. The record is from RefSeq and is a predicted model, not a curated record. Gene Ontology annotation, molecular function: ATP:ADP adenylyltransferase activity; ATP binding.